Molecule: messenger RNA, 9314 nt
Organism: Gallus gallus (chicken)
Lineage: Eukaryota; Metazoa; Chordata; Aves; Galliformes; Phasianidae
Gene: FNIP1
Product: folliculin interacting protein 1
Exons: 17
Coding region: 3116-6586 (1156 amino acids)
Cellular component (GO): cytoplasm
Molecular function (GO): protein-folding chaperone binding; ATPase inhibitor activity
Source: RefSeq, a predicted model, not a curated record
UUACCUGCUGCAGGGGGAGGGGUGGGCCUUCAAACUGAGCUGCAGGACUGCGACUUUGGGUGGUUGGACUUGGGGAGAAACUUUCAUUCCAUCUCAGGUAUGAGGUUGAAACGCUUGUUCUGUUUUAUCUCUAGACAUCCCUCCCACCUAGCUGGAGGGAUUAUUAAUUAGGAGAGCUUUUUACACUGAAGCUCAAUACAAGCUUGUCUUUUUUUUAAAUCUAGAGAGCUCUAAAGAACCAUCCCACCCCAAGGGGCAUUCCACUCAUGUUUGCAAACUCUGUUCUGCCCUUGUUAAAGCACCUGUUGUAGAGGUGCAGCUGUGUGGUAGUUGUUCAAGCCUGAAAGAACCCCUUCCGGUUUCGGGUCUUACUGACAGCACAAAGUAUCAUUGGGCACAUUCUUUCUUUAGGGGCUUACUUUGGUUUUCUGGGUACAUCUGAGGACAAGCACAGCUUUCCGAGUGGGAGGACACAGGAGUAAAUAAAUGCUCUUUUCCUUAUACACAGAGAGGUCAAUUUCCAGCCAUUCUGGAACCGUGCUUUUUUGGGGUCUCUCUGUUACAGGCACUGUUCCUUUGCUGGGAGUGGUUUGCCAGGCUCCCAAGGCCUAUGGCUGGCUGCAACGUAGUGUUUCCUGAAAUACACCCAGGCAGGGAUCCCCCAUCAGCCCAAGCACUUUCUAUUUCUCUGUGGUAGUGUCUUUUCGUAUCCUGAGCUUUGUUUCCUUUUCAUUUGAUUUUUGCCAGCUGGAUUCAUUGGGAGAAUUGCAAUAAAUCUUGAGCUGGAGAUGGGUACUGUGACAUGAGGAUGCUUCAUCAGCCAGUGCAUCUGCAGUGCUCUUGUUCUUGAUCAGUGCAAAUGCUGUCCAUCUUCUUACAUCAACAUAAUUCAUUGCUUCUUGAGCCAGGAGCUAAUUUCUUCUAGCUUGAGCUUGAACUGAAAAGGGAUCUGGAGGCAUCUAACACCACAUUAUGGGGUGUUGCAUGAGGGAUUCUGGAGUGAGGUUAAGGAGGAAUGUGACGUUUGGCUUCACAUUCACCUUCCAGGUGAAUUUUAACUGCAGAACUUCUUGGUAAGUAUUCCCUUUGUUCCUGAAGGUGGGUAUCACUGAUAACAGGAAUGCAGUGCAUUGUCUGUUCCUCCUGUGCUGAGAGCAGGGGUAACCAGCAGAGACUGCUGCUCUGCUUUCCCUUUUUAAGCGUGGCUUUAUUGGUUGCCUGAGGAAUUCAGACCUGGCAGUAUCGACACUGUGGUAUCUUCAGACCCAAAUUCAGAGAGAGGGCUUGAACAGUUGGAUUGGUAAAGCUUCUGCCAGGCUCAGAUGGCAUUUACCUGCUGCGGCACACAGGGUGCCCCACUCCAUCAUGUCAGAGGGUUCUGUGUAUCCAUCCACAGCCUGAUCCCAGGAGAUCACACCUCUCAGCCAGCCACAUUACCCUGCACAGUGAGCGGAUUCCUUGCCCUAACAGCACCUCGUGAGGCUUCUUUGGGCUGUUCCACAGCAGCCAGUCUGGCCAGCAUCUGUGAUAAAUGAUACGCUGCUUCCUGAUAUUUGUUUGCUUCUGUAAGUGUUUCGCCAGUGGUUGUUAGAUGGCUGGAGUUUUGCUGCCUCGAAGUCUUAACACCUUCAAAACCAGCCUUAGCUGGAUGGAUGCUGCAGAAGCUCUAACUUGGCAUCGUUUCCAGGUAUCUGGUGAAUUUGAAAGGUUUUUGUCCCGUCAUAUUUAGGACUUCUCAAAUCCUAAAACAUCAGAAAUGUUCUUGUGUUUGUAUUAGGCCUAUUUCUGCCCUUUAAGGCCCCUUAAGUUUUUAUUUCUUAAAUGCAUAAUUUCUGUAAUAUCUCUGGAAGAGUCUUCGGCUUUUUGGUUGUAUUAAUUUGCUUGAGUGCGACAAGCUUUUAACAAAUGUUGGUUUCUGCUUAGAUUUCUGUCUUGCCAUGAUGACUCUGGCCUGUAUUUUGAAAUAUAACGCUGUUUUCCAAAGUGCUUCUUCUUGCCAAAUUCUGUUCUGCAUUUCCUGUCAUCUGAGCUCUUGCAUACCUUCCAGUGCUGGAAGUGGAGUUCUGUUGUGGAAGCAGAAGCUCACAGAGAACAGGAUCUGUGAGCUGCUCUGGGCACAGGCAGAACUUUGAUGGUUCUGGAAGCGAUGCCUCACACUGAGGUGCCACAGCCCUGGAGGGGACCCAAGGUCAGGACUUGGCAGUGCGUCCAUGGGCUGCCUGGCCUUGUCACUUCCAUGCCCCGUGGUGGUGAGGGGUCUGCGGUCUGUGCUGCACUGCUUCUGGGCCUGCUCUGUUCCCCUUCCAGCUUCAGCUCCUUCCUCUAAAGCAGAAAUGGUUCUGGGAGAGGCUGUGGGGUGUGAGUCCUGGGGUGCUGUCACCGCCGGGAUCGCUGCUGGGCCUCCGUCAUCUGAAGGGGGAAGAAAGACCGACUCACAGCUGACUCAUAACUGAGAAUGUGGCCUCACAUGGUGCUCUGGAAGCUCUGCAGGACUGGUGGGGAUCUCACCAGUUGCUGAGUGAAUCCUUUGGUUCUGCUUUGAGCUUUCCUUGGCUCACCAGGCCUGCGGUUCUCCUGGAUGGGCCUGAUCCAACAGGGAGCGAGGUGUUCCUUGCUGCCUGCCCCAGAUGGAGCCGGGGGAGCUGGGCCCCAUCUGCACGGUGGGAGGCUUCUUGUCACAGUUCCUGUGCGUGCACGUUGAGUAAAAAUGCUUCUUUACGUUUGCGGGAGCUUAGCUUUGGCAAAUGUUGUCCAAAGGUGUUUCUGCAGACUUAUAGGUGCUGUGUUUUCCAUCCUUGAGAUGAGGCUGCAGGGCCAUGAGGAGGUGUCUGCACCAGUUCGGCCAUUGAGAGGCCUUCCUACUCUCUGAAGCAAUUCCCUCAGUUGCCUUCUGGGGACUGACAGUGCUUUUAGCUGACACUGGUUGCAGACCUUGCUCUCUGGGAGCCAUCAACUCCUUUGGUUUCCCUUUGUGUGCUUUCAGAGGGGUUUAUCCUUUCUGCAUGCACACCUUGGACAUAGCGUCUGCUGGUAGUGACAGCUUGGAUGAGUUCAGGCUUCUGUUCUGGGAUGAUCUGCUGCAGUGUGACUUGGAGCCUGCUGUCGUGUUGGCUGAAUGCAAGAGGUGACCACUCAAGAAGCGAGCUGCGUACAUGCACAGGAACGCACACGGUGGUUUCAUGCGCAGGGGCUGUGUUCUCUCCGAUUGCUACAUCUGGAGCAGAACGUCUGCAAGAUCACAUGUUGCUGGCCUUUGCCGGAGUUCGACCCAAGUCAGAUCCGACUGAUUGUGUAUCAGGACUGUGAGAGAAGAGGACGGAAUGUCUUGUUUGACUCCAGUGCUAAAAGGAAAAUAGAGGAUGUUUCUGUGUCGAAACUCUGCAGCGAUGCUCAGGUGCGAGUGUUUGGGAAGUGUUGCCAGCUGAAGCCUGGAGGAGAUAGCUCUUCUUCUUUGGAUAGUUCAAUCAAUUCAUCCUCCUCAUUCUCCGAUGCAAAAGAACAAUGCCCAAAAUAUCAGGGCUCUCGGUGCUCCUCAGAUGCCAACAUGCUUGGAGAGAUGAUGUUUGGCUCUGUGGCCAUGAGCUAUAAGGGCUCCACGUUGAAAAUUCACCAGAUCCGCUCACCUCCUCAGCUGAUGCUCAGCAAGGUUUUCACAGCUCGCACUGGAAGCAGCAUCUACGGAAGUCUGAAUACGUUGCAGGACAGUCUUGAGUUCAUUAAUCAAGACAGCAAUACAUUAAAGCCCGACCACAGUACAAUUAUGAACGGACUUCUUGGGAAUAUAGUUCACAGCAACCCUAUGGAUAUGCCUGGGAGGGAGCAGAAUGAGGACAGAGACAGCGGUAUAGCAAGAUCUGCAUCUCUUAGCAGUCUGCUCAUCACUCCAUUUCCAUCUCCGGGCUCCUCGUUCAACAAAAGCUGUGCCAGCAGUUACCAGAGGCGUUGGCGGCGCAGCCAGACAACCAGCUUGGAGAACGGAGUCUUCCCUCGAUGGUCCAUGGAUGAAAGCUUUAACUUGUCAGAUGACAGCUCUGGUCCUAGCCCAGGAAUUGUUAGGAAGAAGAAGAUAGCAAUCGGAGUUAUUUUUUCACUCUCAAGAGAUGAAGAUGAAAACAACAAAUUUAACGAAUUCUUCUUCUCACACUUCCCACUUUUUGAGAGUCAUAUGAACAAACUGAAGAGUGCAAUAGAACAGGCUAUGAAAAUGAGUCGUAGAUCAGCUGAUGCCAGUCAGCGAAGUUUGGCCUAUAACAGAAUUGUUGAUGCCCUCAAUGAAUUCAGGACGACUAUUUGCAACCUGUACACCAUGCCACGGAUCGGGGAGCCCGUCUGGCUUACCAUGAUGUCAGGGACUCCGGAGAAGAACCAGCUGUGCCACCGCUUCAUGAAGGAGUUCACCUUCUUGAUGGAAAAUGCUGCAAAAAAUCAGUUUUUACCAGCUCUCCUGACUGCAGUGCUGACUAACCACCUGGCCUGGGUCCCUACGGUCAUGCCCAAUGGACAGCCACCUAUACGAAUCUUCCUGGAAAAGCAUUCUUCCCAGAGCGUGGACAUGCUGGCCAAAACUCACCCAUACAACCCCCUGUGGGCACAGCUUGGUGACUUGUAUGGGGCUAUUGGAUCACCUGUGAGAUUAGCCAAAACAGUCGUGGUUGGCAAAAGGCACGAUCUGGUACAGAGGCUGCUUUAUUUCCUCACUUACUUCAUCAGAUGCUCGGAACUUCAGGAGACACAUCUGCUAGAAAAUGGGGAAGAUGAAGCCAUAGUCAUGCCCGGAACUGUUAUAACUACCACGCUGGAGAAAGGAGAAGUAGAAGAAUCGGAAUACGUGCUUGUCACGAUGCACAAGAACAGGGGUAACUUGCUACCAAAGGAGUCUGAGGAAAUGAGAACUCCUAACUGUAGCUGUAAAAACUGCAAAUGCCCCAUUUCUCUUGCACAAAACAUAGAAGGUGUUUCACAGCAAGAGAGAGAAGACGCACAAAACACUCCUAAGGUGGAGCUGGAAACUUCUUCAGAUGAGAGCAGAACUAUUGUUCCUGAUGAUGGUCAGGAGGAUGCUGCUGAUGGUCAUCAGCCGAGAACCUGCCAGGACACUAAAGUAGAGAGCGUGGUGUGCACAGGGUCAUCUUCACCAGAAAAACGCGUGUUGGCAGAAUCUGGUUUGGAAGCAACAGCAAACAUGUGGAGGAAUGAAGAUGUGCUGGAAGCAGGCAGCCAGGCGAUCAGUGCGACGCGGUCACCCGGUAUAGCCGUGGAAAAGAAGCCUCCAGAUAAGCUCUUCUGUGAUGCAUUUCCUUGCAGUGCUGCCGAAGCUCAGACAAAGGUGACUUUCCUCAUCGGAGACUCCAUGUCACCUGACUCAGACAUCGAGCUCAGAAGCCAGGCAGUCGUGGAACAAAUUGCCAGGCACCACAGCCCGCCGACAGCGGAGGAAGGAGUGUCUGCUGAUCAGAACUGUGAAGCUAAACAAACUGUUGAGGACCAAAAUAGAGACUGUGGGACAGCUGAACCCUUUCCUCAAGUUGCUAGCGAGCAUCAGAGCUGGAAUCCAAAUGCAUACAACGCUGAGGGCAUGAGUCUGUUUGAUGACAAUUUUACUGAUGAUGGCUCAGUUGAGACCCGGACUAUGGAUGAUCUUCCAGGCCAAGCAGCUGCAGAGCUUCUCACUCACAACAGCAAUCUGGAGUUUUCUAAAAAGCUAUGUACAAAGACUAGCAAACCACCUAGCGAAUUUUGUAAAUUUAUGGACUCUGUUCGACAGGAGACCUACAAAAACUGCUUUGCUGAGCAGGACCAAAGAGAGAAAAUCUCUAUUCGUGUCCCCCAUGGGGACAGAGAAAACGCAGAGAAAAAGGUGGCCCCGGGAAUUGAUUGGGACAUUCCUAGAAAUGAGAGCUCAGACAGCGCCCUGGGUGACAGUGAAAGUGAGGAUGCAGGUCACGAGCUAACCAGACCAAGCAGUAACUACUAUGGAGGAGAGCAGGAAGACUGGGCAGAAGAAUAUGAGAUUCCUUUUCCUGGGUCAAAACUAGUUGAAGUGAACUCUGUCCAGCCCAGCAUUGCCAAUUUUGGACGAUCCUUACUAGGAGGCUACUGCUCGUCUUACGUCCCCGACUUUGUUCUGCAAGGAAUAGGAAGCGAUGAAAAGCUGAGACACUGUUUGGUGUCGGAUCUGUCUCACGCUGUGCAGCAUCCCGUUCUGGAUGAACCGAUCGCAGAAGCUGUCUGCAUUAUUGCAGACACAGACAAAUGGACAGUGCAGGUGGCCAGCAGCCAGAGGAGGAUGAUUGAUAACAAGCUGGGCAAAGAAGUGUUGGUCUCCAGUCUCGUCUCUAACCUGCUUCAUUCCACUCUUCAGCUUUACAAGCAUAAUUUAUCUCCAAACUUUUGUGUCAUGCACCUGGAGGAUCGGCUGCAGGAGCUCUAUUUCAAAAGCAAGAUGCUGUCUGAAUAUCUCAAGGGCCAGAUGAGAGUUCACGUCAAGGAGCUGGGCGUUGUGCUGGGGAUUGAAUCCAGCGACCUCCCUUUGCUGGCAGCUGUAGCGAGCACUCACUCUCCGUACGUCGCCCAGAUACUGCUCUAAAAUGCCAGAGAGAGCAAAGAUGUUUCCUUUUUUUUCCCUUGAAAACAGAGUGGAAGACAACUUGUUCUGGCUGCUUUCUCUUUGCAGCCACUGAAACAAACUGCUCCCAGAGCUGCAGCAUCUCCAUGUUGGGUGGAUGGUUGGACUGGAUGGUCUCGGAGGCCUUUUCCAACCUCAGCGAUUCUCUGAUACAUGACUGCACACGAUACAAACCAUUGGGGGCUUUUCUUCUCCCGCAUGAUCUCUUAUUUAAAGAAGAAAGAAAGGAUAAAGAAAGGAAAACAGGAAAAUGAGUAAGCCCAAGUUUUCAGCUGCAGAGAAGUGAAGGUUUUGGUGAAAGCUGAAGAUGUGCAUUUUUUACCAGUUUCUGCCACAGUGGCUCACUGUAAUUUAUCCUGGGGUACCCAAGGAAGAACUGCUUUGAGACAUAUUUGAUGCUAUUGCCAAUUACAAACUUUAAAAGCGAAGGCAGCAGCUGCCCUCAGACCCAGAUCUGUCAUUCUCAAGCUGCAACGAUUUGUGAACAACUUCUCCUUUUUCAUGUCAUAGUCGAAUUCUGGAUGCUUCCCUGAGGAGGAGCAAAGGGUGGGGGGUUGGUUGGUUUUGUAACAAGCUCAUUAAUGGCACUCAGCUCCAACGUUUAGUUAUGAUCUUUCUCCUGGGGAGAGGAGAUGGUGAGGGUGGGGAGGGAUGGGGAGGGGGUGAUAGGAAAGGGCCACCGGGCACCUGCGGGGGGAUUGUCUCUUGACUGGAUGUCGUAACCAGUAUUACAUGUUCAUCAUGUUUAAAUGUUGCUUUAUAUUCAGUAAUGCUUUUUUUGGACAACAUAAUCAAAAUGUUUUAAAAAAAAAAAGAGGCUGAAGUUUCCCCACAGGCCCCAGAGCACCACGACUAUUACCUCCGACUUUUGUAUGGUCUGUAAUGGCCUCUGAUGUUCUUGCAACUGCGAUUCUUUUUACAGCAGUCAGUCAGCUGUUGAAAUAACGAGCUGGGAGUCAUUGUACCAAAGCACUGGGGAGAAAGCGAACAGACUAUUACCCUUAAUUGCUCAGGUAACUAAUUGAUAUAUUUUUUAAAACAGUUCUACAAAAAAUGAACAUUGAUUGCACCACGGUAUGGAAAAACCCAAAUCAUUUUUGGACGGAGUAUCCCCUCGCUGCAGAUGGCUCCAAUCCCUUUUCUACUCACUUGUGUAAUUACCAGCAGGAAAUGUUGUUUAUUUUAUUCUCAGCAUUUCUCCUUGACUCAGCCAUCGCUGUUUUGUCAUUGUAUAUACAAUAGUUGUAAGAAUAGCUGAUGGAACCAGUCUGGUGUAAGUAAUGUAAAUAUACAGUGGUAGGUGGAUUAUGUUUUCAAAGGCUCUACUACCUCAGUUUAACUGGACACUUCAUUAUAGACUUUUCCUUGCUUAUUUGUCCUAGCAGCCAAUUAACGUCGCUGAUUUUAGGUUCUGUUUUCACUGAUUACAUUCAGAAUAUUGGGAUUCGUGGGUUACUCACUGAAGUAGGAGGAACGUGUUCGCUCGGUCACCAGGCUGCAUAAAUAGUUCUAUAAAUAUAUCGUUCUGUAAUCAUAUUUUCAAUAGUAUAGCACGCCUUCUAUUGUUGUUUGCGGAGUUAUUUUAAAUACAAUCUAUUGUAAACUUGAAAACAAUAGGAGAGGUCCUUGCCCCACUGCUGUCAAUGUCAGAACUCUCCUUCCUUCCCGUGCUGGGGCCGGGCUUCACCCAGGCUGUCGUUCAGCAACGUUUGAAACCUGCAGCUGAGGGCUCUGUUCCAGGGAAGAGCCGCACGGGCAUCCCCUGAGUUCCCAUGUAGGACUGAGCCUACCUGAGUGCGGAACCCCACCUCGGAUCCAGGCAGUGCCAUCUGAAGCUCCUUUGUAUAUAAAAUCCAGUGCUGACUGCUGCAGGGAAGAAACUCGUGGUUGUUGUGCGAUCCGAGGAUCCGUUUCUCCCCUGUCUGGUAAAUGUCCUCUCUCCACCACCCAACUGCAUUACAUCUGGCUUCUGGAUCGAGCACGCCAUGUCGGGGCCCGGUUGUGUCAACACGUUUGCAAUGACAUACAGGCUGGAGCUCAGCAGCCGAGCUUUGGCUCUUCGCUCUGACGCAGGACGCAGCCCCAGCGCCCGCGGGGAUGUGCUCACUGUGCAGUGUGUGCUCCUUUCCCCAUGGCUCGGUGGACUGUGGGGUUGGAGGCUCCCAGGUACGAGCACAGCGCGGUACGUCCAUCUGCAGCAGUGCAAGGAGGGAACUGCACGGGACUGGAGCACUGGGACUUCAAAUUACACCACAGUUGUUUCAUGUGAAUAGAAAACUAAUGCGUUUGGGUUCUUUUUUUCCACUACUACCGAUCUCCAUUAACAUGUCUUAAUUUUCGGGCUGAAAGCUAAGUGUUGUAGGCACACGGAUUAGCACAUCUAUUUGUGUUGCAGUUGGCAAACACGGGGCUGCUAAGAACAAAAAGUAUUUAAAAGAAAGGAUGUUACCCCUUGCCCAUGUUUUCUCUGUUAGUUAUUAUGGAUGUUUUAUGACAAUUUUUUUGCUUUCUCUAAAUUAUUUAGAUGGUGGUACUUGUAAAAUGCUGGGUAAAAUGUACAUACUUGUUAUCUCCUCUGUUUUUUUUUUUUUUUUUUUUUGUAUAUAUUUCUCAAGAUGUGCACUUGUAUUAUAAUAACCAUUCCCAAUUUUAGGGGAAAUUUGUGCAAUAAAAACAGUAUGUCAAUUUA